CAACACUAGGCUACUACUACUACUACCUAUCUAUUUGUCUACUCUUUUUAUUAUCAUUAGCUUCCACCUUCAAUUUUCUCCACAAGAAGAAAAAAACUAUCAAAAAAAAAAAAAAGAUGGAUGAAUUAAUUGUUUCUUCUUCUUCAUCAUCAUCAUCAUUUUUUAUACCAUCUUUAGUUUCUCAAACUUCAUCAAACCUUCAACAAAAACUUCAAAAUAUCCUCAAGAUUCAAACAGAUUCUUGGUCAUAUGCUAUUUUCUGGCAAACUACAAAUGAUGAUGAUGAUGGUCAUCUUUUUUUAGCUUGGGGUGAUGGUCAUUUCCAUGGUACUAAAUCUAAAACAGGGGUUCAAUCUAGUCAACAAUCUACUGAGAGAAAAAAUGUUAUUAAAGGGAUUCAAGCUUUAAUUUGUGAAAAUGGUGAUGAAAAAGUUGAUGAUGAUGAUGAAGUUACUGAUGCUGAAUGGUUUUAUGUUAUGUCAUUAGCUCAAUCUUUUUCCAUUGGUGAUGGUGUACCUGGUAAAGCUUUUAGUACUGGUUCUAUUAUAUGGUUAACUGGUUCACAAAACCUUCAAUUUCAUACCUGUAAAAGAGCUAAAGAAGCUCAUGUUCAUGGAAUUCAAACUUUUGUUUGUAUUCCAACUUCCAAUGGAGUUAUUGAAAUGGGUUCCAAUCAACUAAUUAAAGAAAAUUGGGUCUUGAUUCAACAAGUUAAGUCCAUUUUCACCAACUCAAUUCCUCAUAUUGAUAUUGUCAAUUGUUUACAACAAAACACAAACAUCAACCCCAAAACAGAGGAAUUAGUUUCAGUUUCAGUUUCCGCUGAAUGUAAUGAUUCAGAUUCCGAUUGUCAAGUACUGGUGGAGAAGAAAACCCCGAAGAAGAGAGGUAGAAAACCAGGGGCAACACGUGAAACACCGUUGAAUCACGUUGAAGCAGAGAGACAGAGGAGGGAGAAGUUAAACCAUAGAUUCUACGCUCUGCGUUCUGUUGUGCCUCAUGUUACCAAAAUGGAUAAAGCUUCAUUGUUAUCAGAUGCUGUAUCGUACAUCAAUGAAUUAAAAUCGAAAGUUACUGAAUUGGAAACUCAGCUUACUAGAAAAUCGAAGAAACUGAAAAUCGAGUGUACUGAUAGUUUUACCAUAGACAACAACAGUACUGCUACAACAACAAAUUCAGUGGAUCAAAUUCGGCAUAAUUCAUCGUCAGCAGCAUCAUUUGGUGUCCAGAAUAAUUUAAAAUUUGAAGUUGAAGUUAAGAUUUUGGGACCUGAUGCCAUGGUAAGGGUACAAUCUGAAAAUGUAAAUUACCCAUCAGCGCGAUUGAUGCGCGCUCUUCAAGAUCUUGAACUUCAUGUUCACCAUGCCAGUAUUUCGAGUGUCAACGAUAUUAUGCUACAGGACAUCGUUGUUAAAGUUCCUAUAGGAUUGAGUACUGAAGAUCGAUUAAAAAACGCUCUAAUUAGAAGCAUAGAACAACAGUAGAAAUACUCCAUCCUUAAAUUUUAAAGCAUCAAUGUAUGUCCAAAUCUUGUUUUCGGACUUUGUAAUAAAUUAUUAUCUUUGUAUAGAAAAAAAAUUGUCAUGUAAAGAAGAUGCAAUAUUGUUGCAUGCUUGUUUAUGGAUAACUUCAUUUUAGUCUAUUCUAA
Messenger RNA from Solanum pennellii, 1648 nucleotides. Its product is annotated as transcription factor MYC2-like. The record is from RefSeq and is a predicted model, not a curated record. Lineage: Eukaryota; Viridiplantae; Streptophyta; Magnoliopsida; Solanales; Solanaceae. The transcript has a single exon. Bases 117 to 1484 code for a protein of 455 amino acids. Gene Ontology annotation, molecular function: protein dimerization activity; transcription cis-regulatory region binding; DNA-binding transcription factor activity. Gene Ontology annotation, cellular component: nucleus. Gene Ontology annotation, biological process: regulation of DNA-templated transcription.